AUGACGGAGAUCGUGGUCCUGAGCCACAUCACUCCUCUUGGGCUUAUCGAGGAGAAACAUCUCGGUAGCUGCGGUAAGCUGCUACCAGGUUUCGAGGCUGAGUUGAGAGACGGAAGUGGAUGCAUCAUCAAUGGUCCCAAUUGUCCAGGCGAGCUAUUUCUAAAAUCGCCUACAGUCAUGCGUGGUUACCAUAAUUCGGACGAAGAUCCGGAUACACUUCGAGACAUACUGUAUUUCGAUGAGGACGAUUUCUACUAUGUUGUCGAUCGAGUGAAAGACCUCAUAAAAGUGAAUGGUGUACAAGUGUCUCCCUCUGAAUUGGAGGACAUAAUUCUGACGGAGCCGUGCGUUCGAGAGGUGGGAGUGAUUGGCAUUCCACAUCCCCAGAGCGGUCAGGUACCCAAGGCAUUCGUAGUGCUCGAAGAAGGCACAGAUCACGUAGUUGCAAAAAAGAGCAUCAUCGAUCUUGUCAAA
Messenger RNA from Ostertagia ostertagi, 474 nucleotides. The record is from the annotation of a GenBank genome assembly. NCBI's taxonomy places the organism in Eukaryota, Metazoa, Nematoda, Chromadorea, Rhabditida, Trichostrongylidae.